Molecule: messenger RNA, 6370 nt
Organism: Conger conger (European conger)
Lineage: Eukaryota; Metazoa; Chordata; Actinopteri; Anguilliformes; Congridae
Gene: cttnbp2
Product: cortactin binding protein 2
Exons: 23
Coding region: 225-4820 (1531 amino acids)
Biological process (GO): regulation of synapse organization
Cellular component (GO): glutamatergic synapse
Molecular function (GO): protein binding
Source: RefSeq, a predicted model, not a curated record
CGUACGGAACAACCGCUGCUUUACGUUCCUCUUAACGUUCUCUCGCAUUCUGGACCAGCCACCAACACAGACGUACACACCUCGCUUUUCCCUGUUUUCAUACGCAGAUGUCGUAAUCCCCUGCGAUUCAAAUUCAGCAGCUUAGUAGUUAAAGCUGUGCCGAAUGCGUUGUUUUCUGAUCUGUGUGUCGCUCUCACUUCACCAACCGCCGCGACACUAGGAAGAUGGCGACGGAGGGUGCAAGCGGAGAGAAGCCUCCUCCUGUUCAAACGCUUGCAACUGCGGUGCAUGGAAGCAUAGAAGCGAAAUGUGAGUUUAACGUGGACAGUCUGAGCAAGCCAGAGCUCCUGACGCUGCUCAGCAUCAUGGAGGGGGAGCUGGAGGCACGCGACCUGGUCAUCGAGGCUCUGAGGGCCCGCAGGAAGGAGACGUUUAUCCAGGAGCGCUACGCCUGCUUCACCCUCACAGACCCCUUCCUGGCCUUGCAGCGCGAUGGACAGCCCGGGGGAGGGGACAAGGAGGGCCGGAGCCUGGGCGCCAGCCCCAUCUCUGUCCUGGAGGCCGUCAUGGCACACUGCAGAAAGAUGCAGGAGAGGAUGUCUGCUCAGCUGGCUGCAGCCGAGGGCAGACAGAAAAAGUUGGAGCAGGAGACGGUGCAGCUCCAGAGCCUGCAGCAUGAGCACAGGAAGCUGACUGCGCAGCUGAAGGUGGAGCGUGAGCAGAACAAGCGCAUCGUGGCCAUGCUGGUGCGUGAGUGCCGGCAGCUGGCCGAGCGCAUGGUGGAGGAGAGCCAGCUCUUCGAGGAGCUGUCGCUCCGCCUGCAGGCCGAGGCCAAGGCCUCGGGGCAGCUGGAGGAGGACCUGCGGGCCGAGCGCAGCAAGGGGCAGCAGAUGGAGGCGCGGAUGGAGAAGCAGCUCUCUGAGAUGGACGUGGAGAGGGAGCAGCUCCGGGCCUGUCUGGGGCGGGAGGAGGCGCGCUGCGCCGAGCUGACGGAGGAGAGCGAGGGCCUGCGGAGGCAGCUGGAGGAGCUCAGGACCAAGAGGGGCACCAAAGCCCCGUCCCCCACGAGCACGGCCCCCCCGCCCAAGCCCACCGCCUCUGUCGCCGUGGAGACGGAGCCCGUGAGCUGGCGGGCGGCCUCGUGCCAAACGGACCCCGCCGCUGAGUUCGGGGCGGAGGGUCUGAAGAACACCCCCCUCACCAAAACCGCUGGCGGCAGCUAUGGCAGCGCGAGCUUGCCCAAGACGGGCGUGCCAAGGGGGCAGGUGUACAGCGGCCCCGGGGGGCUUCUUCAGACUGAGAAUGGGCCGUCCGGGGGCGAGACCCCGCCCACGUUCGCCCCCGCCACACCCAUACACGGUUUACACUCGCCGGCCACGCCCACGGGGGUCAGCCCCCGCGUGCAGGCCGCCCGCUACAAGUUCCAGGCCCCGCCCUCGGAGCAGGACCAAAAUGGCACGGGCGCGCAGAGCCCGCGGUCUCGAGACGUGUCCCCCUCCAACCGGGACCUGGUCGCCAAGCAACAAGCCCGCCACACCGUCACCCAGGUCCUCUCGCGCUUCACCAGCCCUCCAGCGGGGGGCGCCCUGAGGCCCGGCCUGCCCCACUCCACCUCCGAGGGGGGGCCCUUCCCCGGGCGCCUGAGCCACCCGCAGAUCAAGUCCCCCACCUCGGGCAAGAUCGACCGCGGCAACCCCCCGCCCGUACCGCCCAAAAAACCGGGCCUCUCGCAGGCCCCCUCCGCGCCCCACCCCCCUCUCAAAGUGGUGGGGGACGGCAGCAGGUCCCCCGCCUCGGGCGUGGGGGGCCCCUCAAAGCCAGCCACGCCCGUGCUCCCGCCCAAACCCGCUCUUGACUUGGCGGGAGCGGGCGGGGCCGGCCCUGUCCCAGCCUUGACUGCAUCUCAGGUGGGUGCCCACCCCGCCCAGGGGCCGGAGCCGCAGUGGGCCGCAUGUGCAGAGUGCCGCCCUGUCACCGUCGCUGUUGUCCGUAGCCCCCCCAUAAACCCCGUUAGCGCUUCAUCCUGUAGACCGUGUGAUUCAGACAGGCCCCUGGCAGCAGCUUCAGGCUGGACUUCCUCCAUAGACCCCUCCCUCCCCAGUGGUGACCCCGCCCCCCUGGCUGACGGGUGCACCCUCCUCCUCGAAGCUGCUACCCAGGGAAACGUCACUUUACUGUCAAUGCUGCUUAACCCAGAUCCAAAGGAUAUUAGUCACACCCACGAGGACACAAACGCUGCCUUGUUCUCUGCUGCUCAAAACGGACACACAGACUGCAUCAAGCUGCUGCUGGCUGCAGGAGCGUCUGCUGGAGCUUCCGCUGCUAACGGAUUAACACCUUUACACACGGCCGCAGACCGAGGACACUUCAGGUGCUUGGAGCUGCUGUUGGGCGUGGUUGCUGAUGUGAAUUGCGUGGCCACUGGGGGGCAGAGCGCUCUGUUUCUGGCGUGUGCCAGCGGGAAUCCGGAGUGUGUGAGAGCUCUACUGGACGCUGCUGCCGACCGGUCCCUGGCCACAGCUGACGGAGAGACUGCUCUUCAUGCUGCAGCUGCUGGAGGCCAUGUUGGCUCUCUGGAGCUCCUCCUACAUCACCCCUCACGCCAAGAGAGCAGCCUCCUUAACCUGACUAACCGAGACGGCUGGACACCUGCCUACGUCGCUGCUGCCAACGGCUACAAGAAGUGCCUGGAGCUGCUGUGUGUCCACAGCCCUCAUGACCUGGAGCAGAGAGACGCCUGUAACCGCACCAUCCACCAUGUGGCCACCGACGACUGCAAGAACCUUCUGGAAAAUCUCUACUCCUACAGGGUCCUGGUCCGGAUCCAGCGCGGCUCGGAGGAGCAGAUAUGCAUGGUCGACGUGCUGGAGGACGGUCCGACGGUCGGCACGGUCGCGGUCCACAAGGACACGCGCUGGGAGGAGCUGAGUCAGGCCCUGGCCGAGACGCUGUCGUCGCACUUCCACCUGCUGACCGGCGGAGAGGACGGUGGCAGGGACCUGGGCCUGAGUGCUGACAGCGUCUCCUCCAUCCUCAUCGGAAAUGUUGAUUGGAACAUGGACCAGGAGCCCUUGCAGUCGCCAUGGGACUUGAUCAGAAAGUGCCACUGUCAGCACAUCACAGUCAAGCUGAAAGGCCUGCAGGAGUCUGCUCUGGAUGAGCUGGCGUACGACUCCCUGAUCCCCCUUCAGCUGCUCAAUAACUACCUGCGCUUGGUGGAACAAUACCGCAACGUUAUCCUCCAUGGAUUGGAGGGUAGCUGCCAGGGGUAUAUUGCCAACCAGCUAUCACUCUGCAUCAAGCACAGGCAGGAGGCAUUGGGGGUGGGAUGUGACAUCAUCACUGUGGAGAUGGAGGAGGAUCUGUCCAAAGAGCAGCUUCUGGAGACCUUCAUCAACUGUGGGUUCCUGGUCCCGGUAAACCAUGGUGCAGCCGGUCGCAGUGUGGUGAUGAUUCUGGAGGGCCUGGAGAAAGUCAGCUCUCUGUCGGAGCUCCUGGGUGACCUGUGUGACAGCCUGGAGACCCGGGGUGUGGUGUACCCUGUCCCCCUGCUCCACGCUCAGGAAGGCAGCUGCCUGCAUCACUUCCUGGAAGGAGGCUUUCUGAUUGGCACGCUGUCCAAGCCGCACCUCCAGGGGGCUGGGCUGUUGCUGCAGCAGCACUUCCGGUGGGUGCAGCUGCGCUGGGACUCGGAGCCGCUGGCCGGCCUGCUGACCCGACACCUCCGCAGGAAGCUGGUCCACAAGAUGAAGGGUGAGGUCCCGGCUCCUGCUGAUCCGCUGUGGAGGACCAUGGCCUGGGUGUGUUCUGUGUGGCAGCAGCUCAACUCCUGUGUGUCUCGCCUGGGGACCCCGGAGGCCCUCAUAGGGCCCCAGAUGUUCCUGUCCUGCCCUGUGAUCCCAGGCCAGACCCAAGCUGUCGUCAAGUGGCUUACCAGGCUGUGGAACUUGGUAGUAGUCCCUAGGGUGGAGGAAGCUGUCAUCGCAAGGGUUACGGUGCGAAAGAGUCCGACCCAGCAACAGUCACCCAGCAACAGCAACCUCAGCCCCAACCAGCAGGCAGUGGUCAAAGCUGCACUCAGCAUCCUGGUCAACAAGGUCAUCCUCCAAGGCUGCCCCCUGCCCCGUCCAGAGAUGGACAAGCACCUGUCUGAGUUCCGGGGCAGCAGGUUUCCGUUGUCAGCGCUCGGCUCCUACAAGGGAGGGGGCAGGAGGAAGGGGCGCGACAGCGCAGCCUGGAGGAGGGCCAACACCAGCCCGCGGAAGAAGAGCAGCCCGCUGUCUGCCUGGGGCUCUGGCGGCAGUUUGAGAGAGGGUUCACUGUCCAGCUGUGACCUCCACUCCAGCAGGAAGAACGCCACGCCCCUGAGCUGUGCAGAUGGAGAGCUUACCCAUUACUCUUUGGUUUCGGACGACGAGACAGACCUGAUGCUGCAGCUGCAGACCAUGUGCUCCAGCAAAUCUGAGCCUGACAUCAGAAAGAUCCCUCCGUCCAGUGAGGACUUCAUCGUGUUUCCAGGCACUCGCAGUGGACAAACGGCGCUGCCGGAUAACGAUGAGGAGAGCGCGCAGACUCCAGCAACAGGACGACGUCACUCCAGCAGCCACGCCCUGAGCACCCCCAGCAGUGAGAAACGACCAGCGCGACCCAAAUCCCAGCUCCCCGUCCCCAGUAGCAAGAGCCUACAGGGAGACCAGAGUACCGGAAGCAACAGCAGAACCAGCAGCAAAACAAGGCAAGCCCCGCCCAGCAACAACAACAACCAAUCACAAGAUAUCUGGAUCCUGCAGAGAGACUUGCAUGUAAACAACAAUAAGUAGUCCCUCCCCAACCUUUUUGGGUUUCAUUGCUAUGUUGUUAUGUAGCAUUACAGUAUCUGUACUUUGUUAACUGUACUCGUUACAGUGUGUAACAUUGUGUUUGGGGACCAGAGAUUUAUUAUAAGACAAAGAUGUGAAUUUCAAGGAAAACGCAGAAUAAAAGGGCAAACGUACUGUUUGUUCUUUUAAAGUGAAUUUUGGAUAAUUGCAGCAGGUCUUUUUUUUUUUUUUUUUUUUUGGUUAAGUAUUUUAAAAUGUAAAGGUGUUUUAUGUUUAAAUGGUUGCAAAAUAGUCAAAAGAAAAAGAAAAGAAAAAAAACAGUUGGAUUGAAUCAGGGUUUUACCAAAUAAGUGUAAAUAAGAUACUGAACUGAUACUGAAACAUACUGUAUAUGUUAGACAAUUUGCUGUCAGUGGUAUUACAUUUGUACAGUAGACUUAAAAAAAAAAUAAAAAAAAGACUGUACAUAUGUUUGUAAUAUGAUAAUUAGGUUCCUAAAUGUUCACUUGUUUCAAAGUGAAUAGAAUGUGGCAAUAAGUACUGUAUUUGCAAACAGGACAUUUUCUCUCAACUGUAAGCCAUAACAAACACUUCAACUAGCCGUGUCCACCUAGAGGCAGGCCCCACAGACUUCACACCUUUCAGAUACAGAUCAGUACAUUGUGUGUUUUCUUUGCUCCAUUUUCUGACUUGUCACUUUACAUGGAAUUGUUCAUAUGUACAGAUGAUAUUUUUAGACCCCUGUGGUGUUGAAGUGUAUUAAAACUAUGGGCUGAGCGUUAAAGAAAUGUCCUGCUUUCAACAGAACCAUUAAAUCUGCACUGUUAUUCCCACGUCAUUUUCACAUGUUUAUUUUCCAGUGAAAAGGAACCCUCAUUGUUUGGGUCUCUGAAAAAGUAUCAAAAGAACAUUUUGUCAAUUCCUAUGAAAAGACUCUUAAAUUACAAUGUAAAAAAUGUUACUGAUGUGCCAAGGUAGAUAUUACUGUGACAAGGUGUAUUUGUAAUGGGCCAUUACAAAACUAUCAACCAAUUUUAUACAUUAAAGGUACAAUAGGUAUAAUCUUUCUGUUAAGACAUUGUUACAAGACCAUUGUAAAUCCCUUCCUAUCAUUGCAAAAAGGCUCACUGACAUGUUGACUCACCCUCUACCUGUGUCCUUAAAUUCGGGUUUCAAAAUAUGCAGAUGAUGGACCGGCACUCUGUACCAAAACAUUGUGUAACUGUACAAUAAUUCAAGCUCAUUGGUUGAAAAUUGGUUCUAACUGCCUCUGCCAAUGGUGUUUCAACUUCAGCCCAUUCACGGAGAAGGGGACCAGGGCCUCUUGACUGUUAGAAGUCCGAAAUUACCUAUUGUACCUUUAAAUUCACGAUCUUGCCAAUAAAAUAAAGAAAGCUGACAGAUAUCCAGUUUUGAAGCACUGGGGUUAACGCUGUAUUAAGACAAACAUUUUUCAAAGCACUGAUAUUCUUCCUUCUGUGUCCCCAUAAUGAAAAAAACCAAGGUGUAUCUGUACCUCGUUACAUAAAGUGCAUUCAAUAGAAAAAUAA